This is a messenger RNA of Parastagonospora nodorum SN15, 2589 nucleotides long. RefSeq lists its product as hypothetical. The transcript is spliced from 4 exons. NCBI's taxonomy places the organism in Eukaryota, Fungi, Ascomycota, Dothideomycetes, Pleosporales, Phaeosphaeriaceae. The record is from RefSeq and is a predicted model, not a curated record. Gene Ontology annotation, molecular function: DNA-binding transcription factor activity, RNA polymerase II-specific; zinc ion binding. Gene Ontology annotation, biological process: regulation of DNA-templated transcription. The coding region runs from base 1 to 2589 and encodes 862 amino acids.
AUGAGCUUCGCUCGACGCGACCUCUUGCAACGCCACUACACCGUACACGGCCGCAACCAGAACAACGAAGAGGGCGUGCAAAUCCAAGGCAUGAUACCGAAGUCGGCUGGCCGAACACCCAUCGCAUGCAGCAACUGCGCAAAGACAAAGACAAAGUGUGACAAGAAGUUCCCAUGCACUCGAUGCGCGCAAAGGAAUCUGACAUGCACACUGCGUCCCACUCGCCGCGCGUCCAAGGGCAUGCAAAGAGCUGCCAGUCCAACCGCAGGUGGUCCUGGAAGCGAGCAUUCGAGUCAAUCGGGUCCUUCGGCUGCAAAUUCACCAGCCCAUGACGCUCAACCUCAUCAAGCGACGCAACUUCCUCCGCAUGUCCCAGGUGGUCCAGACAGAUCUCAGUCGUCUUCCGUUACACACUCGAGAAAUCAAUCCGUAUCGCAGCCAGUGCAGCCAAUCUCGAACCCGAACCCCGAAGAGAGACCUCUUCAGAUACCGCUCCCGAACACUCCGACAUUCUUCGAGCAACCUGUGCCUCACCACUCAGCACAAGUAUCGGCCAAUGGUAUGAACGGAUUCGUUGCUUCGACACCUAUGUCUGGCUACGACGAUUUUGUUCAAACUGUACAAGAUCACCCCGAGAACGAACCCAAUCCACAAUUCAUGAUGGAUCCUUGGACCACGAUGGCGAUGGGCAACGAGUUUGACCCGAUGCGAAUCGACCCUCAGCUGAUGAUGUCCAUGAACAUGGAUAUGAGCAUAGGACCACCAUCAGACGCAAUUCUUGGCAUGAUGCCUGAAAUGUCCCCAACGCAACCUUUUGGGCCUGUGCAGACACCACUUCAGACCCCACAGAUGGACGAGUCUUUCUCCGACCUGCAGAUAGGAAGCUCCGCAGCCAUGUUCUACCCAUCCAACAGGCAUUCAUCGAUUGCUGAUGCCGGCAUCCCUGACCUUGGUGCUAUUGUUGCAGCCCAAGAUGGCUGGACAGUCUUCCGCUGUACGCCAUCAAUACCCUCCAGCUCUUGUCCGCGCACUGCAAAGCUCAACUUGGAGCGCCUAGAGUUGAGCCUCCGGAAUCAUGAGGGCUGGAGCAACUGGACUCCAUCAUGGGACGAGUCAGACUUCCAGCAGGGCGGCCAAGUAGCAGUAUCGAAGCUUGGCGAAGCUGCACGAGAUAAGCUUCUUGCGAUCACCCAGAGCUUCCUGCACAAGGCACUGGACAUCCACAAAGAUGGCAGUAGCUCUGCUAGUAGUGGAGAAUCGCCAGGAUCAAUCGCUUCCGGCACGAAUUUUAUCCUUCUGCCGCCCGGUCGUGUUCUGGAGUUCUUCCUGCAGUCAUAUGCAAACUCUUUCGAACGCUACUACCCAACUUCAGCACGUGGUGUGCUGGAUGCAAACGAGCUCAUGAAAAACUAUAACGACAAAGCAUCGAGUUUGUUGAUUCUGAUGAUGAUAGCUCAGGGUGCCAUGAACAUUCCAUCUGUCGAAGCGCGCUGGUUGACUGGUGGCCUCACCGAAGCUUGUCGCAUCUCGCUUUUCGACCUCAUCGAGAAGAACAUCAUCAUGGCUAGUGAUCCCAUCGUACUGCGGGCAGCUCUCCUGUUUACUGUGCAGGCGGGAUGGAGCGGCGACAAGUGGCAAAUGGACAUAGCCAUGGGCCAGCGGGGAAUCCUCAUCUACUCUUGGGUCAUGGUCGACCAAGACUUGUCUUUGUUCCACGAUACUAAUCCCCUUUUCUCGGUAACGGAGUUUGGUGCUCCUAUGCCAGAUGCGGAUAUACUCUGGCAGGCGCGGACAGCGGCCGAGUGGUCAGAAACGUUCAACCAGGUCCAUGCGUUCUCGAACGGUCACUCCUCGACCUUGGUGUGCCAGUACUGCCAGCUGCUCAGCUGUUUCUCUGACAGUGUGGCUUCAAGGUCGCGUAACAGGGCGCUGACUGCGGCAUCGACUCGGGUGCGACUCGAAGAGGUGCAGGCGCUGCUCGGACGGUGGUUCGACUUAGCGAGGCGGUACAUGAAGUGCAACCCGAUAUGCCCCAUGAUGCAGGCGAAUCUUGUUAUGUUCCACCUCAUCAGCAUGAACGCUGUGACAAACUUCCCGGAGAUUGAACGACUUGCGCGACGAGAAGGCUUCGACAGCAACUUCCAGCAGAUAAUGUGGAUGCACAACAAGUGCCUCUCCGACGUUCAGGAGGCCAUCGUGCACGCUGGACAAAUCCUCCGCUUGGUCCGAGAAAUGCCUCGAGGCAUUCGUCCGCCAUGGUGGGCUGGCGCUGUAUAUCGCGCUGCACUCGUUAUGUGGACCGACUCGCUGGUGCGUAAUGAGUCUACAAGUCCACGUCAACAAGGACAUUUUCAACCACCCAACGCUACCCUUGCGAUAGACCAGCUGACCUCGGACCACCCGAUGAUCCUCCGAUACGUGUCCCGCAAAGAGGGUAUCCCAACCCUGACCAAGCGCGAUGGAACGAUAGUGACGAUAGACAACAGCUUUGCAGUACUGUCUCACUGCGUCGAUGUCCUUGACGAGGGUGUCGCGACCCGAUUCUCGGAUGGUAUCCGUAAUAAGCUCGAGAGGUUAGCACGCGGCUGA